ACUACAUGAUGGCUGUCAACAGCAUGGGUGCGGAAGUUCCUCUAGGAAUGAUGGCAGCCCCAGAUAUGGUGGUCUCAUGUUCUUGUAACUGCAGCCCACCGAAGUGGUUACAGACCAUCCCUGUCCCAGCACUGCUGCUGACUUCUGUCUGUCUCUUUCUCCGCAGUUGCACUGGAGAUCUCACUGGGGAACCCAGCAAAACAGAGGAGAUGCCACCUGCCAAAGAACCUGCAGAACCCAAUGGUUUUGUCCUCGCAAACGGUACUUCUGGAGACCGGGCUGCAGCACAGCGGCUGGCAGCACGGCUCUACCACUUGGAUGGGUUCAAGAGGACACAGGUGGCUUCCUUUCUUCGGAAGAACAACGAAUUCAGCCAGAUGGUAGCUGAGGCUUACCUCUCAUUCUUUCAGUUCACUGGCCUGACUCUGGAUCAAGCUCUGAGGUCGUUCCUGAAGGCUUUUGUGCUCACAGGAGAGACCCAGGAACGGGAGAGGAUCCUCAGGCACUUCUCCCAGCGCUAUCACUCUUGCAACCCUGAGGCCUUCCUCACACCUGAUGCUGUGCACACCCUCACCUGUGCCAUCAUGCUCCUCAAUACUGACUUGCAUGGGCAGAACAUUGGCCGGAGCAUGACCUGUCAAGCUUUUCUGGCUAAUCUUGAGGGCAUGAACAAUGGCAGCAACUUCCGCAAAGAACAAUUAAAGGCACUGUAUUAUUCCAUCCGCAAUGAAAAACUGGAAUGGGCUGUGGAUGAGGAAGAGAUCUCCACCACUCUGAUGCUCCCACCCACUGGAUCCUUCCGGAAGAAAAGCAAUCCUUUCCUGACUCUGUCCCAUGAUCCUGGAGCUAAAGUGUACCAUCAGGGUUUCCUCACUCGCAAGGUGCAUGCUGAAGCUGAUGGCAAAAAAGCACCAUGGGGGAAGAGAGGCUGGAAGACGUUCCAUACUGUGCUGAAGGGAAUGGUGCUCUACUUCUUCAAGGAUGAGAACAGGCUUGAUACUCUGAGCUCAGAAGAUCCCAUUGGGGUGCAUCACGCCCUGGCAGAGAGAGCCAGCAAAUACACCAAGCGGCCCAACGUCUUUCGGCUCCAGACUGCUGACUGGCACGUCUUCCUCUUCCAAGCACCGACUCCAGAGGAAAUGAAUUCAUGGAUUUCCCGCAUCAAUCUGGUAGCUGCCAUGUUCUCCUCCCCACCAUUCCCAGCGGCGGUGGGCUCUCAACGGAAAUUUAUUCGACCCAUCCUCCCAACAGCAACCUGCAAAAACUCACUGGAGGAUCAGCACUUGGCGCAUGAGGACUGGAUGGACAAGGUCUCGGAUGAGCUCCUGGAGCAUCAGCGGAACCUCCCUGACAAGCGCGGUCGUAGCCGGGACCUGGAGGAGUAUCAUCUCAAGAAGGAGUAUCUGCUCUAUGAGAAACGACGGUACGAGACUUACGUGAGGUUGCUGGAGGUGAAGCUGAGCAGUGACACUGACGAUCUUGACCAGUGGGAGGCACAGCUGCAAGAGAUCCGCGGGCCUGACGAAGAGAACCCCAGCCUGAAAAAGUCACACUCCAGCCCUUCCCUGAACGCAGACGGGUCACCCACUGUCAAGGUGAAGAGAAAUAUCUCCGAGCGCAGGACAGUGCGGAAAAUCAUCCCCAGGCGCAACAAGCAUUUGCUGUGACCCUCCUCCUAAAGACUUUGCCCUGCCUGAACACUUGCUUCUCACACACAGAGACUCCUGGGCAGGGGUCCUGUUGGGGCAGAAACGUCAAAUGGUACAUAAUGUAACCGCUGCUUUUUCAAACCAAGGCAAAUCAGCACUUGCAGUACUUGGCCACCAGAGGGUGCUGCACCACAGGAAACUGGCUCUGGCAGAGACUCAAAAAAGACUGGUGGGGUGGCAGGCUCCCCCCCCCCCUCCCCCAGUACAGUGUAAAGGUUGUCUCUGAUCAGGUUAAAGCAUCUGCCCUUCCUGGCCCAGGGGGCUGUAGGCAUUCUAUACUCAGGGAAAAUGCCCCCGCUUGUGCGGAGAGAGAGAAGCCCCUCUCUGCAUUCUUUAUCCCCCACCCCAGAUGUUGUAUCAGUUCUUUGUUUCUCAGUUGCUGUAGGGGCAGAUGGGACCUUGGUGCAAUAAAUGAAAACAGGCAA
Molecule: messenger RNA, 2134 nt
Organism: Heteronotia binoei (common prickly gecko)
Lineage: Eukaryota; Metazoa; Chordata; Lepidosauria; Squamata; Gekkonidae
Product: PH and SEC7 domain-containing protein 4-like
Exons: 12
Coding region: 6-1667 (553 amino acids)
Biological process (GO): regulation of ARF protein signal transduction
Cellular component (GO): ruffle membrane
Molecular function (GO): phospholipid binding; protein binding; guanyl-nucleotide exchange factor activity
Source: RefSeq, a predicted model, not a curated record